This is a messenger RNA of Psylliodes chrysocephalus, 1507 nucleotides long. NCBI's taxonomy places the organism in Eukaryota, Metazoa, Arthropoda, Insecta, Coleoptera, Chrysomelidae. The record is from the annotation of a GenBank genome assembly.
CUAGUAAUUACCGAACCUGUAACUAUCAGAGGCGAUUAACAAAUAAACAGCAGUUUAAGUCUUAUUGUUUCUGAUAGUGGUUGGUGGAACCAACGUCAGAAUGAAUGCUACCGACACUAAAUAUACAUUAGUACCACAGGAUAAUGUCAGAGUGAGUGCGAACAAUAAAAAAAUCGAUGAAAAUAGUUUAGUGUUAGAGCAAAAAUCUUCAAAAAAUAAAAAAGUUUGUUUUUCAACUUUAGGUAGCAAAAUUGGAAAAAGAUACAUUCAAAUAAUAUGGCUGUCCACUAUUUUAAUUACUAUGUACCUCAUGAGGAUAAAUAUAUCAGUGACAAUAGUAGCAAUGACAGAUCCAAAUCCUAGUAAUAAAGAUGUUCCUGUAUAUAAAUGGCCCGACAAAAGCUUGAUCCUCUCAGGUUUCCUAUGGGGUUACUUCGUGCCACAGCCGUUUGCAGGUUGGGCAUCCACACGAUUUGGAGGCAAGUGGUUCCUUGUAGGAGCUUUGGUGGCCAGUUCCAUUUUGAACGCACUGGUACCCAUUUGCGCAGCUUAUUUUGGUUCUGUCGGAGUGUUGGUGGUUAGAAUUUUCCUUGGAAUCAGUCAGAGUCUUUUGUAUCCGACUUUAAAUAAUAUGUUGGGGAAAUGGGGUCCCGUACAAGAGAGGAGUCGUUUAGGAUGUUUAAUAUUUGCAGGUAGUUCUCUCGGCAUAGUACUAUCAAUGGUUAUCAGUGGAUACUUGUGUAGUACAAGGUACGGUUGGCCUAUAGUUUUUUACAUAUUUAGCGCAAUAGGGAUAAUCGUUGCUCUUUCUUAUUCUUAUAUUGGGUGCAAUUCACCUGCUCAACAUAGUACUAUCACGAAACUGGAUACACCAUGGAAGGACAUUUUCACGUCACCAUCAUUUUGGGCUCUUUUUAUUGCAGAGUGUGGAAACAAUUUUGGACAUUGGACUUUAUUGUCUCAAAUUCCAAGUUAUCUAAACCAUGUAAUGAAGUUUGACAUCAAAUCGUAUGGUGAAUUGUCAUCUCUGCCUUAUCUACUCCAAUGGAUUAUGGCCUAUGUAUACGGAUUUUUAGCAGAUUGGGUCAUAACUAAGAAGGUGACCUCUAUUACUUCUACGAGAAAAAUUAUGAAUGCAAUAGGUAACUAUAGGUAUUUAUUAUUAAAAUCAAUCAACCUUUUUUAUUUCAGAAAUAUAGCAGCAAUUUUUAUAAAGAUAGAAGAUGUUGACGAAUUAAUAUUUGAUAAUUCCCCGAGGGUAUAUAAUGAAUAUCUCAAAAGUUCACUAAAAUCUAAAACUUCCAUUGAUAAGAGUAAGAAAAUAAAUACUUAUAUAAAGAACAACUUGCAAAAAAAAAAUUGUAAAUACACUUCUUCGGAUACUGAUGAAUCCUGCGAAUUGCAAGAAGUGUAUGAAGAUGAUGCUACAUAUAAAGACAAGACCAUACAGAUUAAGAGCAAGUUAUUCGAAGAAAUAUAUCCAACAUCUAAAUCUAAACUGAGGUAG